This is a messenger RNA of Acomys russatus (golden spiny mouse), 1573 nucleotides long. RefSeq names its product sphingomyelin phosphodiesterase acid like 3A (gene Smpdl3a). NCBI's taxonomy places the organism in Eukaryota, Metazoa, Chordata, Mammalia, Rodentia, Muridae. The record is from RefSeq and is a predicted model, not a curated record. Gene Ontology annotation, molecular function: sphingomyelin phosphodiesterase activity. The transcript has 8 exons. Bases 158 to 1510 code for a protein of 450 amino acids. Gene Ontology annotation, biological process: sphingomyelin catabolic process.
GGUCAGGAGAACUCGAGCUCAGGGGAAUGUGAUAUUACACGUGAUCUGCUGGGCGUCAACAGCUGGCUCUGGCCUCUUCCCCACCCCCAGGGCCUGCGGGUCCCAACGGCUGCCUUUGCCCGAGCCUAGCCUCCCAGGGCAGUGGCCACCGCUCGCCAUGGUGUUGCUGGGCACCUUCCUCUGCUGCCUGCUGGCUGCCUGGCUCUUCCGCCCGGGCCUCGGAGUGACCCUGGUGCCCACGGGUCGCGCUCCAGCUGUGGGACAAUUUUGGCAUGUGACUGACUUGCACCUAGACCCUAGUUACCACAUUACUGAUGAUCACACCAAGGUGUGCGCUUCAUCUAAAGGUGCAAACGCCUCUAAUCCUGGCCCUUUCGGAGAUGUCCUGUGUGACUCCCCAUAUCAACUUAUCAUGUCCGCAUUUGAUUUUAUUAAGAAUUCAGGACAAGAAGCAUCUUUCAUGAUAUGGACAGGGGACAGCCCACCUCAUGUCCCCAUACCUGAACUCUCCACGGACACUGUUAUAAAGGUGAUCACUAACAUGACAAUGACCGUCCAGAGCCUCUUUCCAAGCCUCCAGGUUUUCCCUGCCCUGGGCAAUCAUGACUACUGGCCGCAGGACCAGCUGCCAAUAGCCACCAGUAAGGUCUACAGUGCUGUUGCCAACCUCUGGAAGCCGUGGCUGGAUGAAGAAGCUACUAAUACUUUAAAGAAAGGUGGUUUUUACUCACAGAAAGUUGCAAGUAAUCCAGGCUUGAGGAUCAUUAGCCUAAACACAAACUUGUACUAUGGCCCAAACAUCAUGACCCUGAACAAGACAGACCCAGCAAAUCAAUUUGAAUGGCUGGAAAAUACACUCAACAACUCUCUGAAAAAUAAGGAGAAGGUGUACAUCAUAGCACAUGUUCCAGUGGGCUAUCUUCCUUACUCAACUGGUACCCCAGCAAUGAGGCAGUAUUAUAAUGAGAAACUGGUUGAUGUUUUCAGAAGAUACAGCUCUGUAAUUGCGGGACAGUUCUAUGGCCAUACCCACAGAGACAGCCUCAUGGUUCUUUCAGACAAAAAAGGAAAUCCAAUAAAUUCUGUGUUUGUGGCACCUGCUGUUACACCAGUGAAAGGAGUUUUAGAAAAGGAGACCAACAAUCCUGGUGUUCGACUAUUUCAGUACAAACCUGGAGAUUAUACAUUGCUGGACAUGCUGCAGUAUUAUUUGAACUUGACAGAAGCAAAUCUAAAAGGAGAAUCCAACUGGACACUGGAGUACAUCCUGACUCAGGCGUAUGGCAUUGCAGAUCUACAGCCGAGGAGCUUACACGGGUUAGCUAAGCAAUUUGCUACCUUAGAAAGCAAACAGUUCCUGAAAUACUACCAUUAUUUUUUUGUGAACUAUGACAGCAGUGUAACUUGUGAUCAGAAAUGCAAGACCUUACAGAUUUGUGCAAUUAUGAAUCUUGAUAGCACUUCCUACAAUAAUUGCCUUAAGCAGCGCUUUAUAAGGCACAGUCUCUAGUAUUCCAGCCAGAGCGGGAUCACAGCAUGGUGCUUCUGCCACCUGUUUGUGAACUGCUGGGUG